Ornithorhynchus anatinus (platypus) is the source of this 1092-nucleotide messenger RNA. It is a transcript of the gene FBXO36, whose product is annotated as F-box protein 36. The record is from RefSeq and is a predicted model, not a curated record. Gene Ontology annotation, cellular component: SCF ubiquitin ligase complex. The transcript is spliced from 2 exons. The coding region runs from base 70 to 927 and encodes 285 amino acids. Gene Ontology annotation, biological process: SCF-dependent proteasomal ubiquitin-dependent protein catabolic process. NCBI's taxonomy places the organism in Eukaryota, Metazoa, Chordata, Mammalia, Monotremata, Ornithorhynchidae. Gene Ontology annotation, molecular function: protein binding.
CCCCGGGAUGGGGGGGGGUCCCCGCCCCGAGCUCGGGCCCCGGGCCCGCUCCCCGCGGGGAGGCCGACGAUGACACGACGAGGCUCCGACGAGGGGCCGGAACGGCGCCGUCCUCCCGCCCCCCGCCCCGAGAUGGGAAUCGGUUACCUAGUUCGGCCCCCGGCGUCCCGGUCCGAUGGCGGGGUCGUCGUCGUCGACUGGCGGCGGCGGCGGCUCCGAGGUCCCUUCGAUUAUCAGCUGAGCCGCAGCACCGCCCGUCGCCUUCCGCCUCCCCUUCGGGGCGCUCUCGCAGGGACUACUUUCCCCGUCCCCGCCGCGACGGUGCCGGGGAGGGACGGCGGGGCGGCCCCCGCUCCAAACCCCCGCACUAAAGACACCGGCCCCAGGCGGCCACGCCUCAGGUUCCCCCGCGGCGGGCGGGAUGGGCCGGUCUUCGGCCACUCGGGCUGGUCCUUGCCUCCCGGCGAGGGCCGAGGGAUGGAUAUCCCUCCGCCGGGGUCACCCUCCCUCCCUCCUUCCCUCCUCCCUCUCGGGCCUUCCGAGGCGCAGAAGCCUUUGGUCAACUACUACCACCCCCGCUGCCCGGGGCCGCCCUUCGCCCCAACCGGGGAGGCUUCCCUCCUUGCUCCCGCUCCCGGCGGGACGAGGGUCGGGCGGCCUCCCCCCCCCCUCCCCGCCACCCCCCGGGCCGGGCUUUAUCGAAGCUGCGGCCCCCUGACCCCGGGCCGGGGCCCGCCCCUUCCUGGUUGUCGUGGCGACGGCCGCCGCGUCCCAAGAUGGCGUCGCUGCUGCCGGAGACGCUGUUCGAGGUGGUGGGCCAGGCGCCGGCGCCCAGCAAGGACUACUACCAGCUGCAGAUCACCCAGUCCCAGAUUCUGCUUGCUCAGCUUCUCCAGCUGGGAUUUGACUGUUGCAUGCUCCUUGUGACUGAGUUUUUGUGAAAACUUCAACUCCAAAACACCAUGAGCAAGACUGAGAUCACUGUGUUUCUUGGCAAUCAGCAAAAUUUUGACAUUUUGGAAGCCGGGAGAUUUUGGAGCAAGUGAAUUAGCCACCCCAGCGAACUGAUUGAAUAAACAAGUCAGUCAAUAA